Polyodon spathula (Mississippi paddlefish) is the source of this 4176-nucleotide messenger RNA. RefSeq names its product RPGR interacting protein 1 (gene rpgrip1). Gene Ontology annotation, biological process: non-motile cilium assembly; retinal rod cell development. The record is from RefSeq and is a predicted model, not a curated record. The transcript is spliced from 28 exons. Bases 1 to 3879 code for a protein of 1292 amino acids. Gene Ontology annotation, cellular component: photoreceptor connecting cilium. Lineage: Eukaryota; Metazoa; Chordata; Actinopteri; Acipenseriformes; Polyodontidae.
AUGUCAUUGGUUGUUGACGAGACAGUGGGGGACCUCCCAGUGAAAGAUGUGGGACUGCAACCCAACAUCAUCGCCGCAGUUCAAGAUGCUGUUCACAGUGUAAAAACUUGGAGGAAACCACAGGUUUUAAAAAUGAAAGAGUCGGAUGUGAAGGCCCGUCAGCGUGUAUCUAAAGUGACCCGCGAGGCCCUGGAGGAUCACUUCCUGCGUCAGCAUGAGGAGAACCUGCUUCUGAAACAACACAUUCGCAGACAAGAGGAGAAAAGCAAGAGGAUGGCUACAAAGCUGCUACGCCUGUCCAGUGGGGCUGGAAUCCCAAUCAGGGACUCUGAACUGGAGGAUAUGGUGGAGGAGCUACAGCACCGUGUCAGUUCACUGGAGCAACAGAGGGAGGCGCUACGCUGCAAGCUGAGUUCGGCCCGCCAGCUGCUGCAGAUCCAGGGGGACCGGCAACACUCUCCAUACAGUCACGUCCCCUCGCGAAUCGACAUGGGGCAGAGCAGCACACACAAAGGUCUGAGAAUUCAGGGCCCUAAUAUGGCGGCCAGGAGGUCGACUCAAACUGCCCCUCCUAGAUACAGACCCAACAUGCUGGACGAAGCGAGAGCUGAAAUCGAAAGACUUUAUUCCCAGCUGAGAGCCACGAUCAACGAGGCCCAGCAUUCAAAGAUGGCUGAGCUGGAACAGACAGCUCAGCUCCUGAAGGAGACUCUGAGAUCCAAGGAGUCUGCAAUUGAAGACACGCUGUACCAGUUGAGGAACCAUCAAGCAGAGGAACACAGGGUGACUAUCAGGGAAAAUGUGGAUCUGAUCAGACUGCAGAAACAGCUGUCAGACAAAAGUACUGCCCUGCUGGUAAUGCAGGAAAAGUGCAAGACACUGCAGGAGGUAUAUGAAACCCAACUGGAAGAGAGUCAGAAAGCCCUGAAACUGAGCCACGAUUCUUUACUGGAGAAAGCUGAGGAACUGACAGAGCAGCUCAAAGAAGAAAACCAGAGGAAUAUGACACUGGAGAGUCAGCUCGAGACUGCCACCAUCUCACAGCGAGCAUUGGAGGAGUUUCAGGACAGAAUCACUGACCUGGAGAAUGAGAAGUCUCUGCUUAAACAAGACUAUGACAAGCUGCUGGAAAGCGCUCUUGACCUGGACACUGAGAGGAGCUGGCGGGAGAGGGAGGCUGCUCUGAGGAAGGAGGUGUGCAGACUGGAGGACGCUCUCCACACCGAGCUGUCAGAGAAAAGACAGGCCCUGGAGCAGAGGGAGCGCGAGAGAGAGAUCAGUGAAUCAUUGCGAGAGAGACACUUGUCACUAGAACAGGAAAUCCUGAGGCAGAGAAAGGAAAUGACAUCACUGCAGCUGAAACUGGACUUCAUUACUAAGGAAUGUGACCUGAGUCUAGAAGACCUCAGUGAGACGCUCAUGCAAAUAAAGACAUUCCGACUACAGAGAGCUAACGAGCAGCUAGAAGACUCCCUACAGAAAGAGGAGGGUUGUGGGAAGGGGGAGGAUCUUUCACGCUCGUUUAGGGAGCUCCAGGCCUCCCAUGCAGAGACGAUCCUGGAACUGGAGAAAACCAGAAACAUGCUGAUCCUGCAACACAAGAUCAACAAGGACUAUCAGACGGAGCUACAGACAGUGAUGAGGAAUGCGGAGGCUGACAAGGAGGAGAGUGAGAGGAAGCAGGAGCAGAGCACUCGGCUGCUGGAACUCAGAGAAAAGCGGAUCCACACUAUGGAGGCCCAGCUAAAGGACAUUGCCUAUGGCUCCCGACACCUCAGACCCAAACUGGACGUACCAACUGGAACAAGCGGGGGUGACCUGGAAGAUACCAUCUCACUUCGGCGGGGAGAGAACCUGUUCGAACUCCAUGUGGGCGGGGCUUACUUCACUCCAGAGGGGCUGAGGAUCAUGGGCGAUGAUGACCCCAUGACCUUCUGCACAUACACCUUUUACGAUUUUGAAACCCAGGCCACACCGGUGGUGCGAGGGACCCAGCCGGUGUACAACUUCACCUCCCAGUACCCUGUGUCAAUGGAGGAGCCCUUCCUGCAGUACCUCCGCAGAGCCUCGGCCAGGCUGGAGGUACAUCAGGUCUGCGGGACCGACUUUAUCACCCUUGCUGCCAGCCAGAUCAGCUUGUCAGAGGUGCUGGAGAGCAGGACAGACAGGGUCCACAGCACUGCCACCUUAACAGGUUCUCGGGGUCAGAGCUGUGGGGUUCUGGAGUACUGGCUGCGUCUCAGGAUACCUGUGGAGCGCACAGUGAGACUGCACCGGGACAGGAUGACAGCGCUGGGGUACCUGUCCUCCCACAGAGACUGGCUGCAGGAAAGCCGCUCCUUGUCCUCCCAGCAUGCCCUGGGGGGUGGCGGUGGAGGGAUCUCGUGCGAGCUGGAGGUGUGCGUGGAGAGCUGCAGCGGGCUGAGCGCUCGCUGGCCGGGACUACUUCCGGAUGCCUAUGUGGUGUACAAUCUCUACAACCUGCCGGACCACGACUCGCCCAUCAUCCCUUGCAGUGCCGAUCCCGUCUUCAGAGAUCAGGCGACCUUCCACCUCCCCAUGACCUUUGACCUCCACAGGUACCUGAGGUUCGAGUCGCUGUGGAUCUACAUUUUUGACGACGCGGACUCUGAGCAGACAGCUUACCUGGGCAAGGCCAGUGUGCCCCUCAUCUCUCUCGCGCUGGGCAAGGACGUCAGAGGUGAUUUUAUUCUGCGAGACCCCGCUGGUCGACCCAGUGGCUCAAUCAAGGUGUGUCUGAGCUGGAAGUCCCUGUACCAGCCUCCAGGGACAGUGCUGAGGCAGGCAGCAGAGCCCACAGAGAAGCUACUAGAGAGGGAGAGAGAGCCCAGUGUGGGAGCACUGUCACGACACACACCCAUCGCCAAGCCCAGGACAAAGCUAGUGUCCAGUCUAGCUCAAGCCCCAACCAGGCUAAUGACUCAGACAGCAAAAUCCAUUCAGAACACCACAGCCAAACAGCAGGCUCGUCCCCCCUCAGCCCACGCUGUACCCCCCCGGCGCCCACCCUCUCACCGCAGGAAGAAACUACGCCUGGCCAUACCCCCCAGCAGCCACGACACUGUGAGAGGAGAGCAGGAGGAGGAGAGGGAAGUGACAGAGGAUGCCAUGGAGGAAGAGGAAGUGCAACAGGAAGAGAAAGCAGGACAGGAAGUGGAGUCAGAGUAUUCUGGGAGGAGCGAGGAAGCCCAUGCUUCUGAGGAAGUAAAAAAUGAACAAGCUCAGGAAGAGGCGUGUGAUAUCACUGCAGAGUCCAGCGAAUCACAGAGCACCGACAGUGAUGUCAUUGUCAUACCCCCUCACCGGCCAACCAAGCAGGGGUCGGAGCGUGUGCGCGUGGAGAUCCUGUCCCUGACUUUUGACCCCCAGUCUCCGGUCGCGCUGGACGAGGGGGUGCAGAGGGUGUACGUGGAGUACAGGCUGCUGGGGGUCCCCAUGGAGAUGACCGAGACCCCCAUAUCACUGAGGACCCCCAGAGAGGGGGAGGAGGUGCAUUACAACUUCACACGAGUGAUCUACGUUGACAGGACUGUGAACUCGGAGCUGCGGCAGUAUCUCUACACCAUGCUAGAAGGCACUGACCCCAACCAGGGCAGGUUAAAGUUCACAGUGGUGAGUGAGCCAAUGAAUGAACAGGAAGAGGAGUGUGUGGACGUUGGCUAUGCCUACCUUGACCUCACAGAGAUCCUGCUGACAGGAAAUGAUGUCAUUGAGCAGCAGAUCGACAUCAUCAGUGUGGGAGACCCAGACGAGUCGAUUGGGAAACUCAAAGUGUCUCUGGAAGCAGCCAAGACCUUCUGCAGCAUCUACUGGGAGUUUAAAAACCUCUGCAAGGAGGAGGAAGAGGAGCUCGACUGAGCGAGCCAGAUGCCCAUCGAGUUCUGCGGUAAAGAGCACAGCUCAGCUCAACCCCUGUUGUCAGAACAGUUGUUUUGUUAUUCUUAGUAUUUGUUCUCCUGCCCACAAGAGAGGAUCUGAGAAUUUAAACAGCAAUUGCUCUACAGUCUGUAUUUAGUCUGUCAAAUUCAGUUUUGGUCGCCUCACUACAAAAAAUACAUCAUUGCGCUCGAGAAGGUGAACUAUGCUGAACAAAAAUAUAAAGGCAACAUGUAAAGUGUUGGUUCCAUGUUUCAUGAGCUGAAAUAAAAGAUCCCA